Molecule: messenger RNA, 843 nt
Organism: Saprolegnia parasitica CBS 223.65
Lineage: Eukaryota; Oomycota; Saprolegniomycetes; Saprolegniales; Saprolegniaceae
Exons: 2
Coding region: 1-843 (280 amino acids)
Source: RefSeq, a predicted model, not a curated record
AUGGCAGGAGACACCAAGGAUGAAGGGCUCUGUGCGCGCCAAGCCGCAACAUUGACGUGCCUACCAAGUACCGCGAUCUACGCCAUUCUGGAGACGACCGCGAUUGGGAAGGACGUUGCCGCCUUGCUCACUGCGCUGCCGGUGUCGACGCUGCCUCCCGAGCUCGUUGCGCUCCGAGACCUCGGUGCCGUCGUCGAUCUUGCUCAUCACUGGCCCGUCGUGCGUGUCGCCGAGAUUCCGAUCGAGCAUGCUCACCUCGCCAUUGCUGCGCUGCCUGCAUUCGCCGGUGUCCAUGUGGACGUUGGUUUUGCGGCCCUUGCGUGGCUGGAUGCCAAACUGCCGCCCAUGAAGCCCGUGACGCUCGUCGUGGACCCGUCCGUCCUCGGCAUGCUGAGCGCCUUUGCCUAUGCGUGGGGUGGUCUCGUCACGAACGUCCUUAUCAAUAGCCACGAGGUUCAACCGGAUCCCACUCCCGACAUCCUCGCGCGCUGCGUCAACGUCCAGAAAGUGACGAUCACGGUCUUGAAGCGCGUCACUGCAGCCGCGUACUUGGCAGUACUUCCUACCCGACACUUGCUCGAGAUGACUAUGAAGGCAGCGGGCGCACUGGAUGUCGCCGCCAUCAUCGCGUGGCUGCAAGGACCCAGUGCAAUGUCCCUCGACCUCACGUGCACCUCUGUGAGUGACCCAACGUGGAGAGCGUGCCCAAGACGAUGCGCUGGCUCUCGACCUCGCACUACCUCACAUCGGUCGACUUCAACAACACGGUGCUCGGCAGAGAAGGUGUCUUGGAGCUUGGACGGGCACUACCUCUCUGGAUGGCUUCUGGGCUCGAGACGCUAG